AUGGAACAAACAGCACCAAGGGCCAGCUGUCUGGUAGCCCAAAAUGGCGAAACAGUAAACCCUCCAAGUACAUCUUACCCCCUAACCCCACCUUCAAAACAUGCGCUGAAUCCUGUAUGCUUCAGUGCUCCCCAACUACGCCUACCUUCGUUUCAUUCUUUUGUGGACUGGUUGCUUUACAUCUUAACUUUCCGUUUCUUUGCUUUACUGGUCGCAAUGCGUUCAUCUUUGCGGUUUCUCGGUGAGAAUAUCCGCAAAACAAUCGUACAAACUAAUAAUGGCCAAGCGAUAGGAAAGACUGUUUAUUUGACGCAUGUCAAGUGGGUUACGGGCAAACAUCAGCUGCAGAACUACUUCAGCCGAUAUGGCCAAGUACGCAGUGUAAAUAUGUUUUUUGAUGCUGAAACGGGUUUGCAUCGUGGCUUUGCUUCGGUUACUUUUGAACACCCUGAAAGCGCUACUCGAGCAAUGCAACAACGACCGCAUGUCAUCGAUGGUGACAGAGUUGAUUUGGAACCGUUCAUUCCAAUGUUGUCGAAGAAGAAAGAUAUUGUAUUGUAGGACGUAAAGAUGUGUAUAGAACUAUAGAGUCUCCUUUUUUGGACUCGGGUCAUAGGUAUCUGCGUAUCAUCUCAUCCCUGUCAUCUCGUUCUCAUGAAGCUUUUGAGCUUUUUCUAACUGUCAGCGGCUUGAGCACACGCAGAUAGUCUACUUGACUUAUUUGUAUGUAUCAUGGUCAGUAAGCGAAUAUAUCUGCAAUUGAAUCGAUUAUUUGGUGUUUACAUCUACGUCGAUGUGUAAUUUGUCUUGGAAUUCGUUUUUCUCUACAGUGCGUUGCUGAUAAAGCAGCCCACGUGUUCGCGCUUUGAAG
Cylicocyclus nassatus is the source of this 871-nucleotide messenger RNA. NCBI's taxonomy places the organism in Eukaryota, Metazoa, Nematoda, Chromadorea, Rhabditida, Strongylidae. The record is from the annotation of a GenBank genome assembly.